GCCAACGGUCUGUUCUCCAACGACGAAGUUCGUCCGUGUUGCAUUGGCCAUAGCACAGCGUCACUACGGCUGCUCCCAAUGUCUUUCAACUUGAAGGUCCUUGCAUCGCCGGCCUCCUCUAGCGUCUCAUAUAAAACAGGACUCACUCAGAAUGACAACUCAAACGUUACACCCCUUCGCUUUCCUCAUCAUCGAGACCCUUAUCUCGCGAACUUCACUCUAUGGACUACUUCGCAUCCUUUCCCGAUCACAAUUACCUUCCAUUCACUGCAUCUGGCGACCUUCCAUUCGACUUUGCAUCCCACGUGCAACCUUUAUUGGACCCAGUUCUACCCUCACCACCAGCAGCGCAGCCGGCGCUUCAUGCAGUUUCGGUGGUGGACGUGCAGUUGUCUCACGAGGACAUGGUUUAUUAUGUGCAAAAUGAAGACUUGGUGGACGACUCGAUCAGCUAUCUGAAGCUAGUCAUCACCGACGAUGAUCAGCGCGCGACUAACUCCA
Molecule: messenger RNA, 501 nt
Organism: Somion occarium
Lineage: Eukaryota; Fungi; Basidiomycota; Agaricomycetes; Polyporales; Cerrenaceae
Source: the annotation of a GenBank genome assembly